Molecule: messenger RNA, 3962 nt
Organism: Liolophura sinensis
Lineage: Eukaryota; Metazoa; Mollusca; Polyplacophora; Chitonida; Chitonidae
Exons: 2
Coding region: 918-3449 (843 amino acids)
Source: RefSeq, a predicted model, not a curated record
GGUGGACGUCAGUGAACUCGCUGUGGUUAUUGUAGUAACCUGUUUAGAUUGUCAGUGUGUCUGAAGUCUAUACCCAAGCGUACCUGACACUGUCUUUGUUGUGUCUAUAUAUACUGGAGUUUCUUCAUCCACUGAUCUCUAGAUAGGACGGUGUACCAGUCUACAACUAGGUGUUCUUACAGCAUUACCGAAGCCAGUUUUCCAUGUUGUCAAACUCUAUUACACACAGGGGAGAAACUUCAAGAAAAAAACAUACAAGUUUUUCCGUUGGCUGUCAGUAUAAAGGAAAACAUACGGAACAUUUUUUUUUUCGAAUGUCUCAAGUUGACUCGGCUUGUUUGCCUUCGCCAGGUAGGAACUGAUCGUGUUCUCUUGUUUUUUUUUUGUUUUUUUUUUUUAUCUUUCUACGAGACGCUUGAGAGGUGACUGGACUGAUUCAUAUGAUCGUUUAUCGAUCUGUACGAAUUCAUUCUGAUUUGUUGACCUGGCCGAAAUUGAUCAAAGCCUCGUGCUCUUGAAUAUUAACUUAACCUCCAAUUUACCUGUGAGAAAGAAAAAAAAUCAAAGGUCUUUAACAGGCUUUUUCGUGUGACGGAGAGGAAGUGUUUCUUAACCUUAACUUAGCCUGGGUCAUGGACGCGCGAGGCUAAAAUUUGAGAGGAGCAGACGACAGUUGAAAUCAUUACUGAGGGGAUGGGGAUUUCAGACGGACAGUGUACUUUGGCAGCCUUCAGCGGGUAAAGACAACGACUCUUGGGCAAGACAAAGUGUGUAAUGAGCCCAAUCUACCGAUUUCCGACCGGAUUUUUGGCUUAGACGUUACAUAAGCCUACGUAUAUAGAUCAGUUUGGGCUGUAGGCGUAUGGAAAGAAGAUAUAAGACAUACACGUAUAGAAUGAGUCUGCGCCUGUUUCACCAUGCAGGCAGUCAUUGAGAAUUCCUCUGUGGAAAGUUUCGCUUCAAGAUACAACCCUAAAGACAACAUCACUAUGGGACAACAACACCGGCCGACAUUUCGGAAACGGUCUUUGGCCGAAUUACCUGGAAAUGUUCGGGUGCCUUCGUUCAAGAAACCGGACCGUCUUAAGUCGAGAUUGGAGGCCAGCUUGGCUGGAUUGAGAGAGUUGCAGACACUGAGAGAGAAACACCAAGUGAUGGUGACGCAAGCCAAGAUAUCCUUCCAGUCACCCCUCGAGAACCUAUCAGACGACUCUACAAAUGACACUGCUAAGGAGGAUGCCGAGACGGGAAAUCCUGGAAACUGUUUGGAUGGGAAUUCAACCCAUAGCUUAUCAAAGAUUUGGAAGGACACUUUUGGCGAAGGAAGUCUCUGUAAAGGAACAGAAGAGUCCAGUUCUGAUACCGCGGUGUUGUCCGAAGCGGCCUCAACCGAUACACAAGGCGGUGUCAGCGUGGGCAUCGCUAACGCAUCAUGUGGUGAACAAGUUGCUGGAGUCCCAUCGGAAAAAACGGAAAAUGCAGUCAUAAACAACUCGAACUUAGAGAUAACAGACACCAAAGAAACGUGCAAUGAAGACAGUGCAGACACAGACCCCCUGAAAGACGUUCCAGUAAAUCCUCUAUGUAAAAUUGUCUCUCGUCCCAGAAGCAUGUCAAUGAGUCACUUUCCACGCAAACGUCAGGAAGUGAAUGACAAAGAUUUUGCAAAGACGUCUAGAUCUUCGGCGGAUGACAUUCUGUCUGCAAAUUCUGCUACAAAUUCAGCCCGUUUGAGAAGAAAAGAGAGUAUAUUCGAGGGUGUAGAUAUCAGUGUUGAAGGUCCUAAUCCUGUCCACGCUAUCCUAAUGCAGUACAGUCUGCUUUCAUCGACACAAUCUAUGCCGUCAGUGUGCUCAACACUUCCAAGGCGUCACAGUAACUCACCCUGCAAGCCACCAUCUCGUGUGCAAUCAGAAAGUGACACCUCAAGCAGUAAGGACAGUGUUUUCUCUCAAACCGACACGAUAACCAGCAGUACACAGACUCAAGACAUAACUGAAAGCAAAGAAACUGAAAAUGUUGCCACCCAGUCAGAUGGUACAAGCAACAGUCCGUCUGACAAAACCGCGCCAGAUUCACACAGACACACCAAACGCGAAGAUUCGGCUGAGUGUCGCAUCACGAGAACAUUGUCACACUCCCACGUGGGACACUCGGACAGUUUUCGUAGAAGUGUUCCAUUUAAAUCUCAUUCAAUGUUGCGCUUUCCUGAUACAAAGAGUACUAAGGAUAGUGACAAUUCUAAAGCGAGAGAAGACAAACAGGCAAAAGAAGAGAAAGGUGUUUUGGAGCAGCCUAAAAGUGAAGAAAAUGUGUACGAGACAAUACGAUCCUAUUCCUUCUCAGACAAUCUGCUGUCUUCAAGUUCAUCCCGGAAGAAGGAUCACAUUCAUUCUGCAAAGGGUAAUGUGGAGUGCAAAAAUAUCCCGCGGUCUACUCCACAAAGGCCGACUUUACCGAGUCGCGCGCGUGUUGGACAUUCGUUAGCAAAUAUUCGUGACAGGUCUUUCUCCGCUUCUCGAACACUAUCUCCCAAUACAAUGAGUCAGUCAUCAACUGGUUUAUCAUCCAGAAGAUCCACUUUGCCCAAAGAGAACUCCAUGUCAUCGUUUGGCUCCACAGGUAUGUUAUCGCGAGUAAACAGUGUGACGUCUUCAAAAAGAUCUGUCCCAGACGGAGCCAAUUCCGGAAAGAAAAUCCGUCGGUUUGGCGUGCCCUUGGACUCUAAAUUGAUACAGAAUCUGCUCACCCGACGAGACAAAUCUAAACCUGUCGUAUCUCACAACUGUGACACUAGAUCCAAAGAGCCAAAUGUUGCUGAAAACAACUGUAUGAAACCUAACUCUACCAAAGAAAAUGCAUAUCUUUCAUUUAAGUCGUGUUCACUGGACCUGUCAAACGAUGAAUAUGGUAUGGCGAGGCUUUUAGAAUCGGGCGACAGACCUGGCUUGCCAGAGGCAAAGACAGUCCUGGAUGAAGUAGACGACGAAUAUGGUAUGUCAAUCUUGCUGGAUUCCUCUAAAACCUUAACGUCUACACCUCUGAUGGCGAAGAGGGAGAGAGGAAGAGUUUCAUCGCUGACCAAGCACAGCCUUGGUUCCGAUGAAGGUUACUGUCCUUCUCAAGGCAGUAACACCCCUGCCUCACGACGACGACGUCCACAUAAAAUCAGCAUUAGAUCAGACCAUACUUGGAUAUCCACCGACAUGGAAGAGAGCGACAUCACACAUCACAGCAGCCAAAUAUCGCCCUACGCUGUGUCCUCACCUACCAAUACAAUGUUCGGUUUUAAGGGUUUCCCAGCGAACAGACACGCAGGCGGUUCCGACAGCAGCGGCGCAAACUCGUCACAUGGGAGAAUUUCGCCGGAAUGGGACAUGCGCAGUCGAAGAUCGUCGUCUGUUUCUUUCCUGUCUCUCUCGACGGAUGUUCCUGAGUCUUCUCUAUAGGCUAUUUUGAUUAUCAUUUCGCUUUCGACAUUUAUAUCUCAGUGGUGCUUCUCUUGUCAUAGCGCGAACAAGGCAUCUGGUGCUUAUCAGUUACAUGACUGAAUGAUGUUUUGCACAUUGUAUUUUUCAUUCAACUGUUACUCUUGUGAAUAUUUGUUCAAUGAUGUGUUCAUACUUUGCUUUUGAUAUACGAUUCAGAUUUUCAAAUUUGUACAGAAUAAUUGGAAAUGUAAGCAUAAGACAUUAUAAAAAGCAAACUGUGAUCAAGUGACUGACAUACACAUGUAUCUCAACAAAUGACGUCAGUGGCGAUCCGCGAGGUCGAGUAUUGUGAUACUGCAUGUAUUUGUACAUGAAUGUUGCCUGGAGGAAACUGAGGUGAGAACUACCAAACUUCGAGCGAAAAGGACACGUUUAAUGUUUUUUCAUUGGAUUAAAUCCAGAAGUCCUCUGCGAGUCUCAAAUUUCCGAUUUUGAAUUAAAAAGGAAUGGCUUACACAUAAUACAUAUAGA